Messenger RNA from Kwoniella mangroviensis CBS 8507, 363 nucleotides. RefSeq lists its product as uncharacterized. The coding region runs from base 1 to 363 and encodes 120 amino acids. The record is from RefSeq and is a predicted model, not a curated record. NCBI's taxonomy places the organism in Eukaryota, Fungi, Basidiomycota, Tremellomycetes, Tremellales, Cryptococcaceae. The transcript has 3 exons. Gene Ontology annotation, cellular component: mitochondrial matrix. Gene Ontology annotation, biological process: [4Fe-4S] cluster assembly.
AUGGCUUCGUCUUCUUCGGCAGGCAGACAAGCGACUAGGAUACCUGGGCCAGUGGAAACUUCGAUCCAGCAGAAGAUAAUAGAAGCUUUCCAACCUAUCUUGUUGAGGGUAUAUAACGACUCGUCAAAACAUUCGCAUCAUGCCGCCAUGCGAGCUCAGGGAGGUGGAAGUGGUGAAACUCACUUCGCUAUUCACCUUGUAUCACCUUCGUUCAAAGGCAAAACAUCGAUAGCCCGACAUCGAAUGGUGAAUGCUCUACUGAAGGAUGAAUUCGACAAUAAGGGAUUACAUGCUUUGAGUCUGAGGUUGAAGACUCCCGAGGAAUGGGAGAAGGAAGGUGGUGGUGAGAUGCGGUCGGAGUAA